AUGAAGCUCUCGUACCUUCCGCUUGCGCUCCUCGCUUUUGCCUCGGAUCUCGUCUUUGGCGCCAAUGCGCCUGGCUUGGCCGCCGGCGUCACGGGCGGCGGCAACGCGGCGCCUGUGUACCCCAAGAACAUCAACGAGCUCAAGGCGUACCUCCAAGAUGCCGCGCCUCGGGUCAUUGUGCUCAACAAGAC
This is a messenger RNA of Saprolegnia diclina VS20, 191 nucleotides long. RefSeq lists its product as hypothetical. The record is from RefSeq and is a predicted model, not a curated record. The transcript has a single exon. NCBI's taxonomy places the organism in Eukaryota, Oomycota, Saprolegniomycetes, Saprolegniales, Saprolegniaceae. The annotation marks the transcript as partial.